UUAUGAAUAACGAAUUGACGUGUUACAGAGAUGUCACUAUUUGUCAAGAUGUUUGUUCGCCUCUUGCAGCUGUUCUCUAAUUGUAAAGAAGACUUUGCACACUUAAUAACAAACAUAAACCUUUACUAUCAAAUUCGUGAUGAUUACUUUAAUCUAUAUCACAAAGAGUUCACAACGGAUACAAAUUUUGCCGACGACAUAUCAUCAGGGACUUUUACUUUCCCUGUCAUACAUGCUAUACGAAGUCAUCCAGAAGAUCAACAGAUAAUACACAUUUUGAGACGACGGACGAAGGAUUUCUACAUGAAGCGAUACUGCAUUGAACUACUAGAACAGUUUGGAUCCUUCGAUUACACAAGAGCUACCCUUGAAGAAAUGGAUAAACAAAUAAGAGAAGAGAUUCAACGUUUAGGAGGCAAUCCUCUGUUAGUGAAAUGUAUGGAUGAUCUACUGGAUUGGAAGCAGUGAAACGCUCCGUUCCAAGGUAGGAAAAUUACAUGUUGACGUAUUGACUGUCACAGUAGUAAGCUGUUGAUGGUAUUGUAAUUAAGUUUGGCGAAUUGCGUGUUGCUGUGAAUUUGUACCUUUUAUAACAGUAAACCUUUUUUUUUAUAAAAAUUUAUUAUAAGUACAUAAAUCGUUUUAUAAUAAUUUAUUUUCACCACGAUUUAAUUUAGUUUUAUUCUGAUUGUUCAAGCCAUCUCGGCGUAAUCGGGGAGCA
This is a messenger RNA of Hylaeus volcanicus, 721 nucleotides long. Its product is annotated as terpene synthase-like. The coding region runs from base 31 to 468 and encodes 145 amino acids. Gene Ontology annotation, molecular function: prenyltransferase activity. Gene Ontology annotation, biological process: isoprenoid biosynthetic process. NCBI's taxonomy places the organism in Eukaryota, Metazoa, Arthropoda, Insecta, Hymenoptera, Colletidae. The record is from RefSeq and is a predicted model, not a curated record. The transcript is spliced from 3 exons.